Molecule: messenger RNA, 1402 nt
Organism: Rattus rattus (black rat)
Lineage: Eukaryota; Metazoa; Chordata; Mammalia; Rodentia; Muridae
Product: autism susceptibility gene 2 protein homolog
Exons: 4
Coding region: 135-1016 (293 amino acids)
Source: RefSeq, a predicted model, not a curated record
AGGGGGGCUCGGUGUCAAUUUUUUUUCUUCUUGGGGUGUGUGUGUGUGUGUGUGUGUGUGUGUGUGGCCGCGGCCCGAGCCUGUGGCGCGCGGGUAGGCGAACGGGGAAGAUCCCCGGCGCGGUUAAAAGAACCAUGGAUGGCCCGACGCGGGGACAUGGACUCCGGAAAAAGCGGAGGUCGCGAUCACAGCGAGACCGGGAGAGACGCUCCCGGGCCGGCUUAGGAACCGGUGCGGCGGGUGGUAUAGGAACCGGCCGGACCCGGGCUCCCUCGCUGGCUUCAUCGUCGGGCUCCGACAAGGAAGACAAUGGAAAGCCCCCAUCCUCCGCCCCGUCCCGGCCCAGACCCCCGCGGAGGAAGCGCAGAGAGUCCACCUCAGCCGAAGAGGACAUCAUUGAUGGAUUUGCCAUGACCAGCUUUGUUACUUUUGAAGCGCUGGAGAAAGAUGUAGCAGUUAAGCCUCAGGAACGUGUGGAGAAACGGCAGAAUCCCCUGACCAAGAAAAAACGAGAAGCUCUUACCAAUGGCUUGUCCUUUCACUCAAAGAAGAGCCGGCUCAGCCACUCGCACCACUACAGCUCAGAUCGAGAAAAUGACCGCAAUCUCUGCCAGCACCUUGGGAAGAGAAAGAAGAUGCCUAAGGGAGUCAGACAGCUCAAGCCAGGACAGAACAGCUGCAGGGACAGCGACAGCGAAAGCGCUAGUGGAGAAUCCAAGGGUUUCCAGAGGAGCAGCUCUCGGGAGAGGCUCAGCGAUAGUUCAGCUCCUUCCAGCUUGGGGACAGGCUACUUCGUAAGUCCACCUCCACUUCCACCUGCGCGCCUCCUCUUGCCUUCAGGCCACUCCUAUCACAAACGCUCAUGGCAGUGUGAAAAAAUGACACCCAAGGAACCCCCCUCGCUCCUAACGAGCUCACUGAUUGCCGCCCUUUCAUUGAGAAUCGUUUUAUUUCUGAAGGGUUUAACUUGUUGGGCCUUGAGAAUCAGGAGGCAUCUGCCUCGGUGGGGCACUUAGAGUGCUUAGGAGAUGUGGGGGAAGGCGAUUGCUCUCGCCAGCCAAAUCCAUAACUCCUGAGUUAUUUGACUUCUGCAAAGGACUCGGAAGAGCUUCCGUGUGCCCAGUGACUUGCUUCACUGUUCCUGUUAGUCCAUGGUGAGGGGCGGUGGCAUUCCAAUAGCAUUUCCCUCAUACUCGGUUGGUAGCUGUUUCUAGCUUUUAAGCCAGCAAUCACCACACCCCUCCGUUUAGCCAAUAGAGAUGCACUAUAUGCUUUGUGGUCCUUACACUCUGGUCUUCGGGGAGGGCCAGGGAUGGAGGACAUAUAUUUCUGGGAUUAUUACACUAUCUUUCAUUCAUAGACAGAGAAAUGGUUGUUGCUUCAUUAAACUUUUAUAACAACA